CCCCGCCGGAAGUGAGCGGCGGGGGGAGAGCCCGGAGCGGCGGCGGGGAGCGGGGAGGGAGCGCCGUGUCCGCUGCCGGGCAGGGACGUGAUCCGGCUGCCGGGCGGUUCCGCGCUCGGCGGAAACGAGAAACGGGAAAGGAAGGGAGCGGCGGCCGGCGGUGGUGGCCACCAUUAGCGAGGGGAGGAGGAGCGGCGGGGAGCGGCGGCAGCAGCGGGGGGCUGCGAGGCGAGAGCGCGAGCGGAGCUCCGGUGCCGUCGCCGCCAGCGGGAGCGUGCCCGCCGCCUCCGCCCUCUGCUCUGCGGGGGAUCGCCGGAGCCCGCCCGCCGGGGGCUCCCCGAGCCGGGGCGAGAUGGAGCAAUUAUCAGAUGAAGAGCUUGACCAUGGUGCAGAAGAAGACAGUGAUAAGGAAGAUCAGGAUCUGGACAAGAUGUUUGGAGCCUGGCUAGGAGAACUGGACAAACUCACACAGAGUUUGGAUUCAGACAAGCCUGUGGCACCAGUGAAGAGAUCACCUCUCCAUCAAGAAACCAACCUUGCCAACUUCUCAUAUCGCUUCUCCAUGUACAAUUUGAAUGAAGCUCUGAAUCAGGGGGAGACUGUGGAUCUAGAUGCCCUCAUGGCUGAUCUCUGCUCCAUAGAGCAGGAGCUCAGCAGCAUUGGGUCUCAUUCAGCAAAUAAUACUGCAGUGAAACACCUUGCCACAGAAUCCAAAGUUCAGAAACCACCUACUAGCCGUCCUUCUACUAAGCAUGGCAGUAUGAAAGGACUAUCGUCUUCAUCUGGUAAGGUUACUAAACCAUCACAUGCCAAUGUUUCUUUGGAUGACAUCACUGCACAAUUAGAGAAAGCUUCCUUGAGCAUGGAUGAGGCAGCCCAGCAGUCUGUAGCAGAAGAUGCCAAACCAGUAGUUAAUGCCCAGCACAGAAGGACAGCAUCUGCUGGCACAGUGAGUGAUGCUGAGGUGCGAUCAAUCAGUAACUCCUCCCGUUCCAGCAUAACUUCUGCAGCUUCGAGCAUGGACUCUUUGGAUAUCGAUAAGGUGACAAGACCUCAAGAACUAGAGUUGACAUCACAAGGACAACCAGUCACUGAGUCCAAACAUCCCAUUAACUCUUCAGAAGAGGAAGCUGAAUUGACUCCUCACUCCUAUUUGGACAGGGAAACCUCCCUCCUUCUGAGAAACAUUGCAGGAAAGCCUUCUCACUUGCUGACCAAGGAGGAACAGGCUGCUAAACUGAAAGCUGAGAAGAUUAGGGUGGCAUUAGAGAAGAUUAAAGAGGCACAAGUGAAAAAGUUGGUGAUCAGAGUCCACAUGUCUGAUGACAGCUCAAAAACAAUGAUGGUGGAUGAGAGGCAGACAGUGAGACAAGUAUUAGACAAUCUGAUGGACAAAUCACAUUGUGGGUAUAGUUUAGACUGGUCAUUGGUGGAAACCAUCUCUGAGUUGCAGAUGGAAAGGAUCUUUGAGGAUCAUGAAAAUUUAGUUGAAAAUCUUCUCAAUUGGACAAGAGACAGUCAAAACAAACUAAUGUUUGUGGAACGGAUAGAGAAAUACGCACUUUUUAAGAAUCCCCAGAACUAUCUUCUGGGGAAAAAAGAAACCUCUGAGAUGGCAGACAGAAAUAAAGAGGUGCUGCUAGAGGAAUGUUUCUGUGGAAGUUCUGUAACUGUGCCAGAAAUUGAAGGAGUUCUGUGGCUGAAAGAGGAUGGUAAGAAGUCUUGGAAGAAACGUUAUUUUCUUCUUCGAGCUUCAGGAAUCUACUAUGUUCCUAAGGGGAAGGCAAAGGUCUCGCGGGAUCUCGUGUGCUUUCUACAGCUGGAUCAUGUCAACGUUUACUAUGGGCAGGACUACCGGAACAAAUACAAAGCUCCCACAGACUACUGCUUAGUGCUGAAGCAUCCUCAGAUCCAGAAGAAAUCCCAGUAUAUCAAGUACCUUUGCUGUGAUGAUGUAAGAACUCUACACCAAUGGAUCAACGGCAUCCGCAUCGCUAAGUAUGGGAAGCAACUAUAUAUGAACUAUCAAGAUGCACUGAAGAGAACAGAAUCGGCAUACGACUGGACUUCCUUGUCCAGCUCCAGUAUCAAGUCAGGCUCCAGCUCAUCUAGUUUGCCAGAAUCUCAAUCAAAUCAUUCUAAUCAAUCUGACAGUGGAGUUUCUGACACCCAGCCGACUGGACAUGUCCGUUCCCAAAGUAUUGUCAGCUCCAUGUUCUCUGAGGCCUGGAAGCGAGGCACACAACUGGAGGAAUCCAGCAAGGCCCGAAUGGAGCCUGCAGGUCGGCCCUUCAUCUCUGUUGCACCUCCUGUGUCCCCACAGACGAAAGUCGUGACCCCCUAUACAGCAUCGCAACCAUCCCCACCACUUCCCCCUCCGCCCCCUCCACCUCCUCCUCCUCCACCCCCUCCUCCUCCCCCACCACCUCCACUCCCCAGCCAGGCCACCCCAUCUGCUGCCUCACCUGCUGCCAUGUUUGUUAAGUACAGCACCAUCACCAGGCUGCAGAAUGCUGCCCAGCACGGUGGGCCUUUUUCCAAGGCCCCUGCUGCUGCACAGCAGCCCCCCUUGCCCCCUCCAUCUUCAGGCAAGCCUCAGAUACUAGUGCCACCCAAUGGAGUCAUGCCACCUCCCCCCCCGCCUCCUCCUCCCCCCACACCGGGCUCAGCCAUGGCACAGCUGAAGCCAGCACCCGUUGCCCCCUCUGUACCACAGUUCACGCCUCCGCCGCCCCCUCCCAAAAUCCAUCAGGUUCAACCAAAUAUAAGUCAGGCAGCUGCUGCUGCUGCCUCACCAUUGCCACCACCUCCUCCCCCUGUGCCUGCCCCACCACCACCCCAAGCACCCCCAAAGCCUCUCAUGACUCCUCUCCCCCCACAGCCUGGCAGGAAGGCGGCGUCACCAGGGGUCUCACACAUCACUUCCCCUGUGCCAGUUCCCUUGCCUCUUGCAAUUAAGAAACAACCAAGUGUCACAUCUCCCCAGGUGCCUCCUCCGCCCCCUGCCCCUCUAGGCCCUGCUCCUCCCCCAACGUUUCCAAAGCAACAGAGUUUUUCAGCGAAGCCUCCCCCAUCCCCUCAAUCCCCAGUGCCCUCAGUAGUGAAGCAGAUAGUCAGCCAGUUCCCACCUCCUCCCACCCCACCUGCCACUGAGCCCCAGCCACUGAAGCCUCUUCCGUUGAGUGUGGCACCCCAGUCACCUCCGGCGGUGAAGGCAAAACCCAAAUGGCAGCCUGUCUCUGCUCCCUCGCCAGAUUUCCCACCUCCUCCCCCAGAGAGCAGCUUAGUGUUUCCUCCUCCGCCUCCUUCCCCAGCUACCUCUGCAGGUUCUCCCCCCCCUGACAAAUCAGGGUCUCCAGUCAAAAAGACCAGCAAGACAUCAAGCCCUGGCGCAAAGAAACCACCUCCAACACCUCAGCGGAACUCCAGCAUCAAGUCCACCAGCUCCACUGAGUACAGUGAGUCCAAGAGACCUUCGGUGGACCGCCUUGUCAGCAAAUUUGCACAUCCACCAGAGCCAUCGGGGUCUCCUUCAAAGGAGUCAUCGCCUCCUGUGGCCCCUCCAAAGCCUGGAAAACUCAAUCUCUCUGCCGUGAGCUUGCCCAUUGUCCUUCCACAGGGAGGGAUCCCAGCCAAGGCUCCUGCUCCAGGGGUAUCUGGGAAGGAACCCGUGGUUGAAUUUCCUUCUCCGCCAUCGGAUUCAGACUUUCCACCACCGCCGCCUGAAAUAGAUCUUCCUCCCCCACCUGUUGAGAUACCAUCUGUGUUCUCGGGCAGCACUUCUCCAAAAGUUGCUGUGGUCAACCCGCAGCCUCAGGCAUGGUCAAAACCAUCGGUUAAAAAAGCUCCGCCACCCACACGUCCUAAGCGGAAUGACAGCACUCGGCUGACACAGGCAGACGUUGUGGAUUCACCGACAACACCUGGCCCACAAGUGCCCACCUCACCCAAGUCUGGCCUUAGCGUUCAGCCAGGAUUCCUGGCAGACCUCAACCGGACGCUGCAGCGGAAAUCCAUCACCCGGCAUGGCUCACUCUCCUCUGCACGGAUGUCCAGAGCAGAGCCCACUGCCACUAUGGAUGACAUGGCCUUGCCGCCACCCCCACCAGAGCUCCUGGCCGACCAGCAAAAGACAAGCAGCUUCGGGGGAAGUCAUAUAUCCGGCUAUGCAACAUUACGGAGGGGGCCACCCCCUGCACCUCCCAAACGGGAUCAGAACACUAAGCUGUCACGGGACUGGUAGUCAGUCACCUGGGGCUGGUGCUCUCCAUGACCUGUGGGCUGCUCUGUGCUCAGCCAACCCAUGAUGUGGUGCACUUGGAGAGUAUGUGGGGACGUGGACAAUAGCCCUGUCAAAAGAGGUGAUCUCAAAGUGCCGUCAAGGCUAAAGAUAGAGACAUUCCCCUCUCAUGUCUAGGCCAAAACAGCUGGGGGUUGGGGGUUGUCAGUAUUUUACUGGUGGGUAGAGGGCCGCUGACUUACCAUUUCUGAUUUCUUUUACCCUUCAUAUGGAUUGGACCAAAAUCCCUUUUUCUUACUUUUUCUGCAUUUGAGGGGGAAGAUAAUUUUUUUGUAGUGUCUGUCCAUGUGAGACAUGUUUGUGCAUGUAUUAUAAGUGUAGGUAUAUAAUAUAUUGUGAUAUAUUUCAUUGCAAUUAUAGAAGAUAACCAGAAUGUUUUUGUAGAUCCGUAUUUAUUGUUUCAGUCGCUAUAUUAUAGGGAAUUGGACUCUGUAACCAGUCAAAUCUGAUUGUAAAGAUGAAACUGUUGGGGGCACUUUAAAGAAAGAAGGAGAACGAAAGAAAAAAAAAAAA
Coturnix japonica (Japanese quail) is the source of this 4813-nucleotide messenger RNA. NCBI's taxonomy places the organism in Eukaryota, Metazoa, Chordata, Aves, Galliformes, Phasianidae. The record is from RefSeq and is a predicted model, not a curated record.